Messenger RNA from Fragaria vesca subsp. vesca, 1285 nucleotides. RefSeq names its product Down syndrome critical region protein 3 homolog. The transcript is spliced from 11 exons. Gene Ontology annotation, cellular component: endosome. Gene Ontology annotation, biological process: intracellular protein transport. The record is from RefSeq and is a predicted model, not a curated record. NCBI's taxonomy places the organism in Eukaryota, Viridiplantae, Streptophyta, Magnoliopsida, Rosales, Rosaceae. The coding region runs from base 7 to 960 and encodes 317 amino acids.
UUAACAAUGUCGAUUGAGCUCAAGCUUUCCCGGGUUAAUCGAGUCUAUCGUCCUUCUGAGGUUGUUGAAGGCAAAAUCAUAGUGAAAUCUUCGUCUUCGAUCUCCCACUAUGGAAUUCGGAUCGCGGUUGAUGGGUCUGUCACUCUGCAGGUUCGGGGAGGAUCGGCCGGAGUUAUCGAGAGUCUGGUUGGUGCUGCCAAGCCUAUUUCUAUUCUGAACAAAAUUGUUGAGGUUAGACCUGCUGGGAAGAUUGCUUCAGGCAUUACCGAGAUACCAUUUUCCAUGAAUAUCAGGCAACCGAGAGAAGAGAACCUCGAAAAGUUCUAUGAGACUUUCCAUGGAGGAAAUAUUAACAUUCAGUAUUUAGUAACUGUAGAUAUAUCGAGAGGGUACCUGUAUAAGUCAUUAUCGACAACCAUGGAGUUCAUAGUUGAAAGUGAUAAGGCUGAUGCUAUUGAGCGACCAGUUUCUCCGGAGAUGGUUGUCUUUUACAUUACUCAGGAUACUCAAAGACAUCCACUACUUCCUCAACUGAAAUCAGGUGGAUUUCGAAUUGUUGGGAAGAUGGCCACUCAGUGUUCCUUAACGGAUCCUGUUAGUGGUGAACUGACAGUAGAAGGAUCUGCAGUUCCAAUUUCUUCCAUUGAUAUACACUUGCUUCGUGUAGAGUCAAUCCUUCUAGGGGAUAAAAUUGUGACCGAGAAAUCUGUGGUUCAGACUACACAGAUAGCAGAUGGAGACGUCUGUCAUAAUAUGACUCUGCCCAUACAUGUUAUACUUCCCCGUCUUUUGACAUGUCCUACAGUCUCAGCAGGGCCAUUCUCGAUUGAAUUUAAAGUCGUCAUAGUCAUAACAUUUCAGUCAGAGGUAGCCAAAUUGCAUUCGAAGUCUGAUCCUACAACUCCCAGGCUAUGGCUUGCAAUGGAGAGUCUACCGCUUGAACUCGUUAGAACAAGGUGAUAUGAGCUGGAGAAAGGUUACAGACAGGAUUGAUACUUCUACACUUACAGAGGGUUCAUUGCACUCCUCUCUUCCCACAUUUGACCUAUCCUGGUCAGGACUCCCCAGUUGUUAGUCCUCUUGGCGUUUGUGUCAAGUUUAUUCAGCUUCAUGACCUUGCCGAAAAGGAAUACACAUCAGCACGUACAUUCGAAAUAUGGUCAUAUUAGCCUUAACUAGUUGAGUCCAAUUCCUUGUAUGGGUAUCCGCUGAACCUUAAUAUGCUGAUCUUUUAUAAUUUUUGAGUUCGAAACCAGAAAUCUUUGAUGAUUGUCCACAUAUGUUA